Molecule: messenger RNA, 2554 nt
Organism: Biomphalaria glabrata
Lineage: Eukaryota; Metazoa; Mollusca; Gastropoda; Planorbidae
Product: poly [ADP-ribose] polymerase 2-like
Exons: 19
Coding region: 213-2366 (717 amino acids)
Molecular function (GO): NAD+ poly-ADP-ribosyltransferase activity
Source: RefSeq, a predicted model, not a curated record
GAUCUAGACUCUAGAUCUAGAUUCUAGAUCUAAUAGAUCUAUAUAUACUUACUAGAUCUAGAUUCUAUAUCUAAUAUAUAUACUUACUAGAUCUAUACACAGUAAAUAACUGACUGUAGAAUUAGGCCUACUGAAUGUUACAGAUAUAAAGACAUUCAGGUAUUUGCAUUAUAUUUAUUGCAUUGUGAUUGUUGCAUUGGCAAGCUUUGAGUAUGGGAAAGACCAGAAAGUCAACCAGAAUGCCAAAAGAUGGAGUUGCUAAAAAAAUGAAGUUAUCCCCACCUCAAAUAGACAAUAUGGAUGUCAGAUUUGAGUGGCAAAGUGAUGGAAACAAAUGGAUUUGUUAUAAACCAAGCUUAAACAGAACCAUUGUUGAAGCAUUCAAUGCAGGAAAAACUCAGGUUCUUCUUCCACUGCCUGAUGAUGUGAGAAUUUGUGUCUAUUUUAAUACGAUGGUGCAGAAAAAUAAAGCGACAGGAUUUGAAAGACAAAUACGCAUUGCACUUAAAGCAGACGCCAGUGAUGAUUUUUAUGUUUGGUCAACGCAAACUCAAAACCUCAACUGGAAUCCAUUCGCAGUCCAACAAAGUAUUGAGCUGGAGAAGUCUUUUGUAGAUCAGCAAGACAGCACUGUUCUCAAGGGCAACAGAAGCUCACUUAAAGUUGACCUGAAGCAAAUGGUACAAACAAAUGUAAAAACCAAAGAAGUCCAACCAGUACGAAGAUGUAAAGAAGAGGUUGAAAUUCCUGCUGAUUUAGACGAGGAAGUGAAAGAAGAGCUAGAGAGUACCACCACAGUCAAAGAGGAGGAGGACAUCAGAGAGGUGAAAAGUGGAAAGAGUCAAAAAAUAAAAAGUGGCAAAAAGUCAACAAAAUCUUCAGUUCGUACAUUGGUUAUGAAGAAAGGGAGUGCUCCUGUGGAUAGCUUGUGCCCUAUAGCCAGCAGUGCUGUUGUUUAUGAAUCAGGCAAAACAGUUUGGGAUUGUAUGUUGAACCAGACUAACAUCUCCAACAACAACAACAAGUACUACCUGAUACAAUUACUACACGACUCCAACAAGAAAACUUACCAUGUUUGGCAGCGCUGGGGAAGAGUAGGGUAUGACGGUCAGAACAAUUUGUUUAAUUGCCAGGGACUUGAUGAUGCCAUGAAAAUCUUUGCUAAAAAGUUUCGUGAUAAAACAGGAAAUGAUUGGGCUUGUAAGGAUUCAUUUUGUAAAAUAUCUGGCAAAUAUGAUUUAUUGAAAAUGGACUACUCUAUUGAUGAUAAAGAUCAAGUCGAUGCUCCUGCUCAGGAAGAAGAACUAAAAGAGAAGAGAAAAGUUCCAGAUUCAAAACUCCAGAAAAAAUUACAAGAUUUGAUUCAAUUAAUUUGUGACAUCAAGUCCAUGGAGGAAGCAGUUGUAGAAAUGAAAUACGAUGCAAAGAAAGCUCCCCUAGGGAAAUUAACAAAAGAUCAAAUCAAGGCAGGCUACUCUGCUUUACAAGAAAUAGAAAAAUUAUUGGAAAAGAAAGUGUCUGGCAGACAUCUAGCGGAAGCUUGUAGUGAAUUCUAUACCAGGAUUCCACAUGAAUUUGGCAUGCAGACGCCACCAUUGAUUAACACACCACAGAUGGUUAAGCAAAAAAUUGAAUUAUUAGAGGCUCUAGAAGAUAUAGAGAUUGCUAUUAAACUUUUGAAAGGUGGCGACAUGUCAGAGAAUCCAGUCGACAGACAUUACCAUCAACUUCAUUGUCAACUUGAGCCAGUUAGCCAUGAUGGGGAAGAAUUCAAACUUGUCGACAGUUACCUGCAGCAGACGCAUGCAAAUACACACAACCAGUAUAAAUUAGAACUUUUGGAUGUCUUCAAAUGUGAUAAGGAAGGCGAAUCUGAAACAUUUCUGGAUUUAGGAAACAGAAUGUUGUUGUGGCAUGGUUCACGGUUAACCAACUGGGCUGGAAUACUGGGUCAAGGCUUAAGAAUUGCUCCACCAGAAGCUCCAGUCACUGGAUACAUGUUCGGCAAGGGAGUUUACUUUGCAGACAUGUCCAGCAAAAGUGCCAACUAUUGUUUUGCUACCAAGACCAAGAAUGUUGGGCUCCUGUUGCUGUGUGAUGUGUCUUUAGGAACAACCAAUGACAAGCUAGCAGCUGACUAUUCGGCCAAUAGCUUACCUAAAGGCAGACACAGUGUAAAAGGUGUUGGCAGGGUGGCUCCAGAUCCUAAAACCUUUGUCAAACUCCCUGAUGGACUGACAGUGCCUGUGGGUAAAGCUGUCAACGUAGCCAAUACAAGUGUACUCAACUAUAACGAGUUCAUUGUGUAUGACACUAGACAGAUCAGGAUGAAAUAUUUAGUGCAAGUCAAGUUUCAUUUCAAAUAGUUUCAUCUGUAAAGUUUCAUUCCAAAUAGUUUCAUUCUGUAAAGUUUCAUUUUUAAUGGUCACUAUGUAAAUUAGAAUUUCAUUAAUGUCAGUCUGUAAAAUUUCAUUUAGAUUGGAUUUAUCAUUUUAUUCAUAAUGUUAGAUCAUUAGACAGAUUGUUUAUUGAUGUAAUAAACUUUUGAUGUCAA